Molecule: messenger RNA, 1248 nt
Organism: Lachancea dasiensis
Lineage: Eukaryota; Fungi; Ascomycota; Saccharomycetes; Saccharomycetales; Saccharomycetaceae
Source: the annotation of a GenBank genome assembly
AUGGGGUAUCCUUACGAAUUCACUUCUCGUGCUCAAAAAGAUGACUUAAAGAAGGUGUUCAUCGGAAAAAGCAUCUCUGAUUUACCUACUCCAUCCUUCGUGGUGGACAGAGGAAUUUUUGAACAAAAUUGUGAAAAGAUGCUCCUCAAUGCAAGCUCAAUGCAAGCGGACUUUCGUGCUCAUGUGAAGACUCAUAAGACCUUAGAAGGGACGCUAAUGCAGCUAGGAUCUGGAGAGUUGAAAACUCAAAAAAUUGUGGUGUCCACAUUGAUCGAGGCAUGGGGCUUACUGCCACUGGUAAAACAGGGUCUUAUCAAUGACAUUCUGUUCAGCUUGCCGGUAGUUGAAAGCAGGCUUGAUGAACUAGCUGCUUUGAGCGAGCAGGUGCCCAAUUUGCGAUUGAUGCUUGACAACAAAGAACAGUUAGAAGUGCUGGUGAAGUUCAACAAGUUACACGGUGUACAAAAAAAAUGGUCAGUUUUCAUCAAGAUCAACAUGGGCACUAAUCGCGCCGGUUUUGAAGAGAAUUCAGAUCUGGACGACACUCUCGAGGAGUUACUUACAACUUCGACAAAAGAAUUUGUUACUCUGUAUGGGUUUUACUGCCACGCGGGCCACUCAUACUCAGCCUCAACAGUAGAACAGGCCAAGGGUUACCUUAUGGACGAGAUAAAUAGUGGUAACAUUGCUUGCAAAAAAGCUAUGGAGAUCCAACCGUCUCUGAAGCUCCAACUCUCAGUGGGCGCUACGCCUACCGCACACGCAUCGAGUGUAUUCGAUGUUUCAUCUAUCGGUGAUCUGUAUGGGAAGCUUGAACUACACGCUGGAAACUAUCCCUUCUGUGAUCUUCAGCAAAUUAGCACUGGAUGUGUCGACGCAGACAAUGUCUCAUGCAGAGUCAUUGCGGAGGUUCUUUCUUCCUACCCGGGACGAGGAUCUAAGGGGCCAGGCGAACAACUUAUCAACGCAGGCGUGAUUGCUUUGGCCAGAGAAUUUGGUCCCUUACCUGGCCAUGGAAGGGUGUCUUCUCCUAGGGGAUACGAAAAUUGGGUUGUCGGCAGACUAAGUCAAGAGCAUGGAAUUCUUACUCCUCUAGAGGACAAACCCACAAAGAUGAUACCUUUGGGCACGAAGGUGAAGGUCAUUCCUCAGCAUAGUUGCAUCACUGCUGCAUCUUACCCAUGGUAUUUUGUUGUAGAUGGGGGUGAAAUCGUAGUUGAUAUAUGGGUUCCCUGGAGGGGUUGGUAA